Messenger RNA from Arabis nemorensis, 3489 nucleotides. The record is from the annotation of a GenBank genome assembly. NCBI's taxonomy places the organism in Eukaryota, Viridiplantae, Streptophyta, Magnoliopsida, Brassicales, Brassicaceae.
AUGGAGGUGAAGGAAGAGAGAGUGAUGGAAGAGGUACAAGUGGCGGAGAAGACGAUUCCCGUGUUCACGGUGCUGAAAAACGGUGCGAUUCUCAAAAACAUCUUCGUCGUCAACAGUCGCGAUUUUUCGUCGCCGGAGAAAAACGGAAACGCGGCCUGCGAUGACGACGGCGAGGUAGAGGAGAUUCUGGUCGUCGGUCGGCAUCCGGAUUGUCAUAUUCAGUUAACGCACCCUAGCAUUAGCAGAUCUCACUUGGAAAUCCGCACUAUUCCCUCUCGUCAAAAACUCUUCGUCACCGAUCUGUCCUCUGUUCAUGGGACAUGGGUUACGGAUCAGAAAGUAGAGCCAGGUGCUUGUGUUGAGGUGAAGGAAGGUGAUGUUAUUAGAAUUGGUGGUUCAACAAGGAUCUAUAGGCUGCACUGGAUUCCGCUUAGCCGUGCAUAUGAUAUCGACAAUCCAUUUGUUCCACCACUUGACGCAUCUACAGCUAUGGAGGUAGAAGAAGAGAAUAGAACGUUUGAAGAAGAAAUUCCACAUCAGUCUCUAGCAAAGACUGCAUCAGGUGAUGAUGAUGAUCUGCAUCUGGAUGUGACGUCAGAAGGAACUGGAUCAUCAGUCCCUAGUGAGGAUGAGGAUACACAUAUCAGGACAGAGGAGAUUUCGCUGUCACCUGAAUCUCCAAGUUUGGCACUAGCUAGUCAUUGUGUCCAGACACAAAAGCUAAAAUAUAAUGAAGAUUUGCAGACUUCAUCAACGUGGGAGGACUUGGAUGUUGUAGAAGCCGCAGCAGAAAAGCCAAGUAGCAGCUACACCCCAAGUAAGAAGCAGAGUGGUGAGGUCUUAGGCUGUUCUGAACUUGAAGUUGCUGCANACGCUGAUGCAUGUGAUGUCAGAGUGGAUUUGCAUCUGAGUAUGAUGUCAGAGAGGAUGGAAUCAGCAGUCCCCAAUGUGGAUGAGGAUCCAUAUCUAGCUGCAAAGGAGGCUUCAUCGCUUCCACUGCCAAGAGAUUUCAUUGAGACCCAAAAACUACAGCUCACAGAAGAUGUUCAGGUUUCACAAGAGUUGGCCAUAAAUAUUACAGAAGCCAACGCAGAAAAUUCAAGUAGCUGCUGCUUCCCAAGUAAGGGACAAAUUGAUGGCUGCAUUGAAGCCUUAGGUUCUUUUGCAUUUGAAUUGGCUGCAGAGGUUGAGAUUCUGAGCACUGAGUUUGUCACAAAGCAAGUAAUGGAAGCAUCUGCCGAACCAGUAACUAAGGAUGUAACUCAGAAUCACGAAGACAAGGGAGAAACUGAGGUCUCAAGGCAAGUUGUUGCAGUAUCCCCCAAUUCCCUCCCACAAACUGAGCCAACUUUAGAAUUUUUAACUGAAGAUGUCGGAGACUUAGGUUCUGAACCCCAGAGUGAAGUGGCCUUAGAGAGUGAUAGUGAGAACCUACAUCAGAAUAGCAAUGGAGAAAGGAAUGUUGGUUCAAGGCAAGCCAGUGCAGUAUCUGAUUGUUUGGUCGCUGCAAACGAACGUCUUUCAAGAGUCCGUACAGAAGAUAUCCAAAGUCUAUGCUCGAGUUGGCAUCCACCACCUGAGAGUGAAGUGAGGGCUUCAUCUGAGAUCUGGAAUGAAGGGAAUCCUGUUGGAGAUCAGAUUCAAAAAUCAGGAAUCACCGGAGAGACGGAAAUGAUAUUUGAUGAAGGGAGCAGCUCGUGCCUUUCUGAGGACCUUAAAGAGAGUGGUACACAAAGUUUCUUGUUGACACCAAAUAAAGAACCCAAAACAGACAUGUCAAUUGGCUCUGCGAUAUCAGAAGAAUCUUACAGCCUAAGCGAAAUAGAGAGAGAAGGAAAUAGUGAUAUGGGGAGUCCAAUGCCUUCAAUCUUGGCUGCAGAAACAUUUGAGGAUACGAAACCCAUUGAAGACCUGGCUUCUGAUUAUACUGGAAGUCAAGAAAACCAGACACCGCAAACACAUGCUGUUAGAGAUGAUGUACUGUCUGAGAUAGAUAGCUCAACCACCUCCUCCAGAACAUUGAGCACAUGUAACAUUUGGUCUAGGAGGGGAAAAGAUGCUUCUGUUCUUCAGAUCCGGACGAACAGGAGUGAAGGAAAGCAAAAACAAAAAGGGAAGCAACCAAAAGGCCAGUUGCAGAGAAAACAGGCUUUAAGUGACAAGUCUAUUUCUCUGACUGUUCAUCUUGGUGGAGAGAAACUGGAACCAGAGAUCUUUACUCCUGACAAGGAAAAUCUCACUCCAAGUUCUCAUAUGUUAAAAAGAUUACAAGACAUUGGUGACAUAAAAGAUAGCAAGAGCAAGAGCUCUUCAAUGCUUAAAGGCAGAUCAUCCUUGUCAAAGGUUCCUUCCAUUAUCGAUCUUCUUACUUCAGAGGCAUUUACAGAACCAGAGAUUUUUACCCCAGAUAAGGAGAAUCUCACUCCAAACUCCCAUAUGCUAAAACGUUUGCGAGAAGUCGGUGAGAUUAAGGAAACUAAAGGCUCCUCCUCUAAAGUAACACGUAAACCCUUCUUUGAUAUUCAUUUGGAGGAAAACGUGAAGGAAGACCAGAAAUCAGAUCUAAACUGCAUGAGCAGCAAAUCAAAGGUGAAGCAUGAGGCGGUGGCACUGAAUAAUAAAGUCGAAAGGGCACCUUUUCAACCUCUACUUGAAAAAUCUUCAUCCCAAAGCCAAUCAUACAUCGAGAUUUCUUCUACUACAUCAGCAAGAAACAACAAUUCUAGGGGCAUUCGCUCUUCCUCUCUCCUUUCUGAUGGCAAGAGCAAAAUAAAGUGGACAAUUGUGUUGGACACUUCUUCACUCCUCGACAAAGAGUCAAGGAAGCCACUGCACCUACUACAAGUGUUAAGGGAACUAAAUGAGACUAAGCGCACUCGCAGUCUUCUCUUUAGAACAACACCAGAGAUUGCUUCAUCAGCUCUUGAUUGGAUCGAAGAUUGUAUGGUUAAUACCAAAUGGUGGAUUCAACUACAGAGCUCAUCAGAGGAAACCAAAGCAAAUGCACCAACACCACCAGUCACUCCUCAGUCAAACGGCUCAGCAGCAUUCCCAUUUUCAUUUCACUGGAAUAGUAGUAAUGCACCAGAGAUCGAUUCUCCUACAUCACAAGAUCAAGUUCUCGAAUGUGCUCUUCUUUACCGAAACAUUAACAGCGACGAAAAACUCGUUCUUAUUAGCAACGAUACAACUCUCAAGAUCAAAGCCAUGGCAGAGGGAGUGAUUUGCGAGACGGCACAUGAGUUCUACGAGAGUCUUGUGAAUCCGUUCUCGGAGAGGUUUAUGUGGAGAGAGAGUACAGUGAGAGGAAGGACUUGGAGUCAUCUAGACGACGUCGUGUUGAGAGAAAGGUACAACAACCGAACUUGUUUCCCUUACAGGAAGAAGUCAACGUUCAAUAAUGGAGUAAGAGGAGAGAGUGGUGGUGCAGCGAAAGGCUUGAAGCUCAUAUUGCUCCAUAACUCGCACUAUGGUCACUAUCAUCAAUGA